GUACGAAUAGAUCUUACGUAAAUCUAAUUUGUCUUUGAUUAUUUUUGAAUUGAUAUGUUUUCAAUUAUCAGUUACGUAAUUGUGAGACAAAGGCAAUUGAAUUUAUCAUUAUCUAUCUCACAUAUUUAAUGGAGCAUUAGCCGUAGCUCGGCAUCAGCGUCUCACCUUAGAAAGUUGAAUAAAAAGUGUUUAGUUAAGCACAGUGCUAUAUUUUUGGUUAAGUACCCAAAGCAGUAAGAGAUCUUAUCAAAGCUUCAUUUUAUGAUUAUUAUAUGAUCAAUUAUUUAGAUACUUACGCUACAUACAUCUUAUAUCUAUGGAGCAAACACAAAUCCAUAGAUGAUAAUACCAAAACCUCUUUGCUACAAACGUUUUGGUGCAGAAUUUGAAGACAUUAUGGUGUGGCUGACGCGUCUUGUCAUUCGAAAUUGAUGGCACUACAAUACAUGGUCCAGGAUUCUAGAAAUUAAUUCAGUAAUAUGACCAGGAGGAUCAAAAUCAAAGGAAUGAGGAUCGAGUCGACGUAAACACAUCGACUCUUCCAAAUGAGAGUGUUCUAAAUUGUGUUGUGUUUGUCUAAAUGGGAAUGAAAUUAAUCCAUCAAAAUGUGUUGCAUCUUCACUUGCUGCGGUUGGGUGAUAGAUCUUGUCCAAAGAUUAUGGACAUUUACAAUGUCUUGCUGUAUCAGCUCUGCAGUUUGCUGCGUGAUGCUCACAUCGUCCAUGUCAGGAAUCGCCCUGGGUUAUAACUACUCGCUUGCUGAGUACAUCGACUUAAAGGAGACGAACGUGUCUAUCUACCUGAAGCGAGGUGUGUUCGAUGAUGAGAUAGCAGAUGAUAUGGACUGGCGUCGAGCCGGCCGUAUGCCCGUCGCCGGACAUAUUAAAUCGGAUAACCUGGUGACGGGAGCUUCGGAGGAUGAAGAAUCAGCUAAUUUAAAAUCUGGUCGAAGAUUGGAUGAUUCAGUAUUCGAAGCAGAUGAUCAAAACAAAUACGAGGGGUCCUUGAUGAAGCUCACAGCAAGGCCUCAGGUCAUCACCACGAACCCGCCAGCAUCGAUCACUGAUGACGUGGAGAUGGGUGAUACAUAUAGCAAGUUUCCUGUUGGCUCCUUAGACCACAUGAAGGCAAUACAAAGCAUAAUUGACGCAAGAAGAAACAUGGCUUCGUCUGGAACUACGUAUUCGCCCUUGGCUACAUAUAACAUGAAUAACCAAAAUUUCCCUAUGUAUCUGGACCCAAAGUUGCCCAGCGGCAGACGAAUGAUGGGAUAUUGGCCGAUAAAACCAGGAGAUGUACAGCCCGCACGAAAAGGUGUGCCUGAUGAAGGUAUAGGAGCCCGUGAGAACUGGGUUAUACCAAAACGACCUGAUUUGUUCAAUAGGCAGCAGAUGCCUGAUUACGCUGUUUUAUCACCAACGUAUCCUCCACCAAUAACCAUGAACUUAGGGCCCCGAAGGACAUCGAAAACGACGCCUACUAUGGACGUACCACCAAUUAGUUUUGCGACAAGAACGACAGAAAUGGAGAUACCGGAGCAGCCGUCCAGAUCAAGGCUGAUUGACAACCUUGAUAAAGACUCGGUACUACUGAAUGACAAGUUCUUAUUAGAAGGCGAACCACCAGGAAAAAGUGAAUUCAAAGAUAUUUAUAAAUUAGGAUCAAAACCAUCAGAAGAAGAAUAUGAAGAUGAAAUAAAAGGGCUUCCUGUUCGUAGGCGACGUAGUGUAGUCUACGAACCACUUGCUAGUAACUCAGAAGAUUCAAUAGAAUUAAGUGCUACAGAUUUAAUCGCUCAAAAUAAUACAACAGAUACUAAAAGUAAUGACAAAAAUAAUCAUAAUACAAUAGAUAAAAUCGUUACAAAUAAGUCUGGUUUGGCUAUUGAUGAGGAUUUACAUAAGAAUGAUAUGACUCUUGUAAAAGGAGUCGACCUCGUAAGAAAUAUCGAUGGAAAUGCCAAUCCCAAAAGUUCAGCAAAAAUAAGUAAGUUUAGCUUGCCGUCUGAUAUACCCAAAUAUGCUUUAGCAAAUAAAGGAGAAACUAUUGAUGAAUCAUCAGAUGAAAUUGAGAGUAAAGGUAGUAAUAUAUUACUCGAGCGUUUAAUAACAACAAGUAAAUCUAAAAUCCCACUUCUAUGGCAAGAUGCAACACACGAAGCAAAUCCUUUGACCAAAAGCAAAAAGAUCAAAAUUAUUACAAAAAGAAAACCUUUUGAACGUACAAUUGUUUUGAGUAAAUACGUGACUGACAAACCAAAGGUGUUUGAUGCCAGACAAACCACUCUCAGUACAGCAGAAUUAUUAAAUAGUAUUAGCAUCAGUUUAGGUGAAGCCGGAUUGUUAAGAAACCCAGCAUCUUCAAGUUUCGUUAAAUUGCUAGAAUCUACGUUAACGUGAUUUUUGUCUAUAAUUGUUUUUGCUUGUAAUGUUUUCUUGUCAACUGUAACAAUGUCUUAUUAUGUUUCGUCUUUGUGAUAUUUAGUAAAAUGGUUAAAUCAA
Messenger RNA from Trichoplusia ni (cabbage looper), 2501 nucleotides. RefSeq lists its product as uncharacterized. The record is from RefSeq and is a predicted model, not a curated record. NCBI's taxonomy places the organism in Eukaryota, Metazoa, Arthropoda, Insecta, Lepidoptera, Noctuidae. The transcript is spliced from 8 exons. Bases 606 to 2399 code for a protein of 597 amino acids.